CCUCCCUCCUUCCAGCUCCCGACUACGACAAGAGCCAAUGGAUCAACGAGAAGGAGAAGCUGGGGCUGGAUUUCCCCAACCUCCCUUACUUCAUUGAUGGCACCACCAAGCUGACGCAGAGCAAUGCCAUCAUGCGCUACAUCGCCCGCAAGCACAAGAUGUGUGGGGAGACAGAGGAGGAGAUCCUCCGCGUGGACAUGCUGGAGAACCAGAUCAUGGAUUUCCGCAUGAGCCUGGUGAUGGUCUGCUACAACCCCGACUUCGAGAAGCUCAAGCCGGGCUACCUGGAGCAGCUCCCGGGGAAGCUGAAGCUCUUCUCCAACUUCUUGGGGGACAGAAAGUGGUUUGCAGGAGAGAAGCUCACCUUCGUGGACUUCCUCAUGUUUGACGUCCUGGAGCAGAACCGCAUCUUCGAACCCAAGUGCUUGGAGCCCUUCAAGAACCUCAAGGACUUCAUGGACCGCUUUGGGGCCCUGGAGAAGGUGGCUGCCUACAUGAAGUCCAGCCGCUUCCUGAAGAUGCCCAUCAACAACAAGAUGGCCAAAUGGGGCAACAAGAAGGAGUAGGGGACCAAUGUGGGGCAAGGGGACCCCCCCCCACCCCCCAAACCUUGGGUCCUGACCUCCCCCCAAACCCCCCAACACCCUCCAUCACGGGGUGGGGUGGGUGGUGCCGGCGUGAAGCCCCCCAACCCAAUAAAGUGCUUUAGAUGUAGCACCUUGA
This is a messenger RNA of Calidris pugnax (ruff), 723 nucleotides long. Its product is annotated as glutathione S-transferase Mu 5-like. The transcript has 6 exons. Gene Ontology annotation, biological process: glutathione metabolic process. NCBI's taxonomy places the organism in Eukaryota, Metazoa, Chordata, Aves, Charadriiformes, Scolopacidae. The coding region runs from base 132 to 566 and encodes 144 amino acids. The record is from RefSeq and is a predicted model, not a curated record. Gene Ontology annotation, molecular function: glutathione transferase activity.